Messenger RNA from Paramuricea clavata, 281 nucleotides. Lineage: Eukaryota; Metazoa; Cnidaria; Anthozoa; Malacalcyonacea; Plexauridae. The record is from the annotation of a GenBank genome assembly.
AUGGCAAACCAUUUGGUAGACGUCCAUGAACUUUCGUCCCAAGAAAGACAACCUUAUCUUACUCGUGCUAAGCCAACAGCUUUAGACUUAGAAAAUGCUUUAACAGAGUUGUACAGAUUAAUUGGGAACAGCAAAAAGCAGUCGAAGUGGAAUAAAAGCGGGAUAAAGAAUAUACCCAUUCGUCAACCAAAAUCCUCCAGGAAGAGAAUGAAAUCAAAUACAAAAUCUGCAAAGAACGUGGACAAUACAGAAAUGAAUGAUGGCUCAAAGGAGUGGUUAAA